AUGGGACUAAGCUCUACCUCCUCCAUUCAACUGGAUUCGGGAGAUAACGAUCAUUCCAUGUCACAAGCUCGAGGCUUUAGACAUCAACGCGACAACCGUUCCCAAGCUCCUGCGUUUGGCAGACAAGAGCUCGAGGAUGCGCCCAAUCAAGACGGACCGCCCAGCGUCAAUAUUCGGUCUCCGCGCGAUACAUCAGCAUCAACUAAUAGAGGGUUUCAGUCUACUUUUGGAAGCAACCCUACUCAACUUAGUUUGCAGCACCACGGUUACCUCAUCCAAGAAAGUCCCAAUGACAGGGAAACACUCGACCCGAGAUACCAGCUGCAGAGGAGCAGCUUCUUCACAACUGGAAGAGUAUUCUCAAUCCUUUGGCAUGAAGCUGCAGGCUACAAUGGGACAGUCAUUUCUGCCCGACCUCAAGAAGGAUUCCUUGAAGGCAGGUUCGGGCAACAGAUCUUCGGUGGCAUCCGGCGCAUGGUUGUCGUGAAGCCGCAAAGCAAAUGGGCAUGGUGCUUGCCAAUAACCACCUAUGGGGGCCAAGGAGUGGCCAAGCUUGGUGUCAUUCCCGAACAACAUGCCGUUGUCUACAUGCGUGGAACACGGCCAAGAUAUGGAUCCCACGAGCCACGAAUGACUAAGGACCCCUUGGAGAUUGAGCCAGCAACACCUGACCAGAAAUUGGAUCCUAUGUCCCGGUUGAAUUUCGGCAAGGUUUACACCGUCGAGCAUAACGUCAAAGUGCUUCCUGUUGGGAUAAUUUCUCCAAGAUCCAUGAACGAUUUCAGGGGCUAUGCAAGAACAGAGAUAUCUACGAAUUGA
Messenger RNA from Aspergillus clavatus NRRL 1, 819 nucleotides. RefSeq lists its product as uncharacterized. The record is from RefSeq and is a predicted model, not a curated record. Bases 1 to 819 code for a protein of 272 amino acids. The transcript has 5 exons. NCBI's taxonomy places the organism in Eukaryota, Fungi, Ascomycota, Eurotiomycetes, Eurotiales, Aspergillaceae.